UAAAAAGAAAAAUGUCAAAUUCAACGAAUUUACCAUCGCAACCACCCCCACCACCGGCGCUGUCAAAUUUUACAUACAACCGGACACCACAUAAAAAAUGUCUAGCGACACAAGCUAAAAUAUGUAACAUCGAUGAAUGCACUUGGGCAGAUCCCUGGCCAGAAUUACAAAAAGGCUGUUAUUUAAAUAAAGUGUGCACUUUUAUGCCGCCAAAGGUUUGUCGUUAUAGAAAUAUUUCGAGUAUUCUUCAAGAAGGGCCAACCUGUGGAUUGACAGCGUUAAGUAUGAUUUUAAAUGGCACUCCAGCGGCUGACGAACUACUUAAAAUAGCCAGAGAACUUAAUUACACCAACAAUGGGGAAAUGUUUAGUGCCAAGAAUCUAUUUAAAUUGAUUUGUGAUACUGUGGCCGUGCGAACGACGGCGGCAGGAGAAAUGCCCCAAUUCGAAUGUCAAUUGUUCGAAGGUCAACUAAAUUGUGCCAAGGUCAGAGAUUGUUUACUCAACGGUGCGUGUAUUUUUGUUCCAUACGAUCCGGACUUUAAUAAUGCACCCUGUUUAAAAUAUGGCCACAAAGCUCAUUGGGCUUUAAUUAUAGGAUAUUUGAUUGAUGAAAUGGAUGAGUUCUUCAUCAUUACACGGCAUGGAAAAACUAAAAAUCUAGCUGUCUGGUCGUUGGAAUCAAUGAGUGCCAGUAAUUCUAAUUUAGAGGAAUUUUCACAACCAAUUGGCUAUCCGAAUUCGGAUUUUCUAUUACCUAAAGAUGGUAUUGGAGGAAAAUUGGGAUUAAAAAAUCAGGCAAUUAUUGUAAAUGGAUUGCUACAGGAAAUAAUUAUUGUAAGAUAAUGUGCCAGUGCUAUUUAGUGCCUAGUCGGAUAUUUGUUUAAUUUUGAAUUAAAGAAAAGUAAAUGUAUGCAACAUAAGCAUCUUAAUUUAA
Molecule: messenger RNA, 936 nt
Organism: Episyrphus balteatus (marmalade hoverfly)
Lineage: Eukaryota; Metazoa; Arthropoda; Insecta; Diptera; Syrphidae
Product: actin maturation protease
Exons: 3
Coding region: 12-845 (277 amino acids)
Source: RefSeq, a predicted model, not a curated record